Molecule: messenger RNA, 492 nt
Organism: Rotaria socialis
Lineage: Eukaryota; Metazoa; Rotifera; Eurotatoria; Philodinida; Philodinidae
Source: the annotation of a GenBank genome assembly
AUGAUUGGCUAUUUUCUUGAAAUCAUUGCUAUUUAUUUUAUUUUCUCUAAACAUCAUGAUUAUUUUAUUCAAUCACGUUCAAAAGAUAUGCUCUUUCCAUAUCCAUCAUCGCCUCUUAAUGCGGAAGAUUGUCAAAAAGAAAACGAUACAAAUUUAUUCAGUAGAUUUCUUCGUAAACUUUAUGAUAAUGGUGAAAUAAUAUUUAAUUCUCAGCAAAUCAAAAUUCUUCUGCAAUCUGAUCAAUUUCAAUUUUUAAAUAAAAAAUUAGAAAAUAAAAAAAUUGAAUUUUUGAAUUUUUUCGACACCAUCAUACGUUAUCAACAGGAAAAUGCAUGUCGAUCAUUGAAAUCUCUCUGUCGUCUAUCGAUUAAAACACAUAUUAAACAAUUUCCAGAUGAUAUUAAACAGCUACCCUUACAUUCAUCUACAAACGAUCGAAUUUUAACAUAUUUAACCUAUGAAAAUAAGUACAUAUAUGAAUCUUAUGUGUGA